Colletotrichum lupini is the source of this 3195-nucleotide messenger RNA. RefSeq lists its product as uncharacterized. The transcript has 25 exons. Lineage: Eukaryota; Fungi; Ascomycota; Sordariomycetes; Glomerellales; Glomerellaceae. The record is from RefSeq and is a predicted model, not a curated record. The coding region runs from base 1 to 3195 and encodes 1064 amino acids.
AUGGUUGAUUGCUAUUCCCCCCUUGUUCCAUUUUCUUCUGUGGAAAUACCGUUUGGAAAAAGUGUCACUGGGUAUAGAUACCUCAUACUGUAUCGGGCGAGGUGGGAAAACGGCAAAACGGGAACAAACGGCGCAUUCCAGUACACUUCAACCCACCUCAACCCAAGGUACCUUGAUCUUGAGGGAUGUAAAGAUAAGCUACACGAGGCUCCUUACGCACCAUUCAGGUGUGACUUGGGCCUGCUCCGUAUGCUCCUACUGACUGCUGUCCAUGGGCUGUUGCUUCUCUGUGUGUACGAAGUAUGUCUGUCCGUCGUCCGCCUUCCUACCUUAGUUCACGGCCUCACCGUCGUAGAUGGAGGUUACCUGACGUUAGUUCCGUUCCGCAAUCAAGGUCUUGUGUCAACUUUUGCCGGCGGUGCAGUAGCAACCACCACAGUUACCAGCACCUCCCUUUUCUGCAUGUGCUUUUCUCUCCUCUCCCUCUCCCCUUCUCCUCUUGCUCUAGACCAAGACAUCUGUUUCUCUAUCAACUUCUCCAUCUGCCAUCCACGAGAUCACAUAUCUCAUCGUCUUCGGGCCCACCCAUGUUUCCGCCGCACACCCGCCUGUGACGAGACUGGGACCGUCUGCACCGUCCCGACUACGACCAGCAACCUGCGCCUGUUUUAUUUCCGUCAAGCUGCUUGGACCGCACACACCCAGUCUCGUCUCCCCAGCAAGUACUGGCGACGCAGCUUGGCCACUGUAUCCGUACAAGAGCGAUCUGGACGGCAUUACUGCGUAUGGACAGUAUCGGACACGGCCUUCGAUAACCACCUCGCCACCAUAAUCCAUCACUUUGAUCACCUUACAGUGUGGCACUGGCGCAUCGCACCGGGAUUAAACCGCGAAAAUAACCCCAGCAAGGAUGCGGCCCCCACGUCCCCAGAAAAUGGCGUUCUAGAACAAAUUGGUGUGUGCCUUGGCUUGGUGAGUUGGUCCGUCUCUGGUGGUGUUCGCCCCUGGGAGUUGGGAACCGGCAACCAUCCACCUGCCACACCCAAACCCCAGCCCUGGCCCAGCUUAAUUGCCAGAACCGGCCGAGUCCAACAGCCAUUCGUGCGGGUGUCACAAGAGCCCCAAAAUCACCCCCUGGCCACGGCCUUUUACGGCUUGCGACAGCCAGGCAGAAAGAGAGACGAUGCUUACGGAUACCUUGGCCCGGGACGGAGGUCGACAUGCUGGUCUGCGUCUUCCGGUCAACCUUCCAUCCCGAAGCAAGCCCGCCGGCCAUCUUGUUGGGACGAUUUCCGGCCGCCGUCUCGAUUUGGGACGAUUAUCCCCAGCAAAGUUACCAUAGAGCUGUCUGGUGCCACAGCAAUCCAUCAUUUCGGUCGCGUGCGAGCCGGCGCAUCUCCCACUGGUCCAAACCUCGCGCUGGCCGAGACAAUGUGCACCAAACUCCAGGGUAUCAGUCAUGGUUCUUCGACGUUUGAGGCGAACCUCGAUAUUUCUGACAACUGGCGGGACUCUGGAGCGGCUUCCGGCGCAAGGUCCAUCUUUGCGGAGGAUCGAAACGAGCUCCAUUCGCCCGCAUUUUGGGCCUCUCUGCGAAAAUUCAAUUACCAGACUACAUAUGCAAAAAGACUUGUCGUGUCUGGGGAACCAAUAUCGGACCGGGCAGCUUGCUUUUCCCGACCUCGCGGUCCCGUUCCGUUCCCCAACUUCCCCUUGUCCCCGUGGUCUUCUGAUCUCAUUCAAUGCGGGGGAGCAUCCGAGAACCACGUCGUCUCCUCCCCAGAACAACCAUACAUGGAGCCAUUGGCUAAUCACUUGAUGAAGAGUCCGAACACAACCGCCAGCCGCUGCUACUUUCGGGGGAGUGGAAACGCUGUUCCCGUCUCACUCACACGCGACACCAUGGUGGAGGACGAAGAUCACUUCUUCUGUCGCCUCAUUUCCCCGUCUGGCAAGCCCAUCCCAUUAGCAUUGCGCUACUCUCUUUUCUCCGCCUUUUUCCAGCCGACGGACGAUACGCGAUGGCAUGAAAGGCCAAGUCAACUUCGUAGUCAGGCGGGCCCCAUUCAACGACGUGUAGUUGAGUGGGACGAUGGUUUAAAUCACUGCGCCAAUGACUACUCCCGAAGCCGCUCACCGACUGCCCGCUUGGACUCUGGGGUAUCGUCCGCCAUGACGUUGUUUGGAUUCCUUCUCGAAGCACUCCGCGAGCCCCCGAAGGCCGUUGAUGACGGACCGUUUUCUAGCGCGUCUGUCAAGAACGGUCUUCUCUUCAUGGCCCAUGGGGAAAUAAAGGUCCCAGGCAGCUACGGAUGUCUUUGCUUCUGGUUGGGAACUUUGGGCUCGGCUUCCUCAGUAGGGACCGAGUCCGCAACGUACCUUUUGUGCGUUCCGGAUCGAUCGACGCACCACCGGCAAGUGUCUUCGGGAAGGGGGAGAGGCGAGGAGGAAGAUGAGCCGAACAAGUGCUUUGCAUCCUCGGCUUCUCGAAUGCCACUUGCCUCGUGGGAGAUUCUUUUCCCAGAGCGGAGAGGACCUGAGUCUUACGCUCUACGACCGAGGAGAUGGAGGGGCACCCGUAAGAUUGAGAAAGGUCCACGCUCGACGCUGAGGUCGCAGUUCCUACGGCCGAGGCAUCGUGGUAGGAGGGUGGGUGUGAGCUCCAAACUCAGCUCUUCCGCUUGGACCUCGGGGGAAAGGAGGCAGAAGACUGACCAACGAGAACGUACUGCUAAGAUCCCGUUUCUUCGCUCUCUUGUUACUCUUUUGGAAUUCGAGUUCAAGUCAGUGAAGGGACUGUGGAGUAGAACCUGGCCUGCUAUUUUCCCCUUGGAUAUUGAGACACCAAUAUUUAUCGAUACAUCAUGCAAACUCUCAUCCAUACUUGACGAAGAUGCCUCUCGUGUGGACUUGGGCGGAAGUGCCAUUGACUUGAUGUUGAAUAUGUUUCCGUUGGCAUUCAACUCGGGGGUGUUCGUCAUAACACCCCUCAUCACAGCACGUUACGUGGAACAAAACGGAUCACCGCCUCCAGACAAGAUCAUGUUAAAUCAAGUCCCCGGUGCUUGUACAUAUCCCGUUCUCUUCCACCCUCGUUUCGUUGCCAUCGAGUGGUAUGUGUGUGGUACUCCUCCUCCCCGUGUCUCCAAAUCAUGUUUUCCAUCGUCCUUGAAGAAGAGAACUCGCUUCUCAUAA